Molecule: messenger RNA, 711 nt
Organism: Cryptococcus deneoformans JEC21
Lineage: Eukaryota; Fungi; Basidiomycota; Tremellomycetes; Tremellales; Cryptococcaceae
Product: sterol metabolism-related protein, putative
Exons: 5
Coding region: 8-508 (166 amino acids)
Cellular component (GO): membrane; endomembrane system
Source: RefSeq, a predicted model, not a curated record
CGCCCCCAUGUCCCUCAGCAACCCCCUCAACCUCCUCCUCGUCCCCCCCCUCCUCUUCCUCGCCUACCGCAUCCUCGUCCCGCCUCCACCGCACACCCCGCCAGAGUACAACUCGCUCCCCGCAGAGCAUCCGCACGUCAUAUGUCACUCAACGUUCACUCCUGCACAGCUUGCCCAGUAUGACGGCACCAACGGCGAUCGCAUACUCCUCGCCAUCAUGAGGGUCGCUCCCGACGGAAAAAUAGAUCCAAACGGCGAACGGACGGUUUUUGAUGUCACGGCUGGCAGGACAUUCUAUGGACCUGAUGGUGUCUAUGGUAACUUUGCUGGGCGAGAUGCGUCUCGAGGCAUGGCCAAACAGUCUUUUGAGCCAGAAGUCCUCACCUCCAUCGACGAACCUCUUGACGAUCUUUCUGAUCUCACGCCUUCUGAAAUUGAGAACAUGCGGGGGUGGCAUCAACAUUUCGAAGGUAAAUACAUUGUCUGCGGUGAAUUGGUGAAUGGAUAAGAGCGUCAGUCUAGGGUGCGCUUUUUUGUUGUACAUCUGGGACCGGCUGGAAAUUGAGACAUUCGAGUCGAGAUGUGAUUGUUCUAGAGUCAGCCAAUGGAGUAUAAAAUGAAAGGAGCAGCUUUCCGCUAGAAAAGGAAUCCAUUGGAAUGCUUUAAAGAAUGUUUUAAUCACGUUUGCUGUGCAUGCAUCUAUGAAUGGGA